Molecule: messenger RNA, 1570 nt
Organism: Molossus molossus (Pallas's mastiff bat)
Lineage: Eukaryota; Metazoa; Chordata; Mammalia; Chiroptera; Molossidae
Gene: GALNT8
Product: polypeptide N-acetylgalactosaminyltransferase 8
Exons: 10
Coding region: 14-1570 (518 amino acids)
Cellular component (GO): Golgi apparatus
Source: RefSeq, a predicted model, not a curated record
UGUGGAACUGGUUAUGAAGCAACGAGAAAAUGUGGACAGCACAAUGGAGAGGGUGAGAGACGAACUUCCUGUUGGGAAGACAGUGGAAGCCAAGGCAAGUGAGACCAGGAAACACAAACCCAGAGAGAAACUCUUCCCAGGCUCACCACUUUUCAAGAAGUGGGGUGAGGAUCUUUCUGAGGCCCAGCAAAGAAAGGCCCAGGACCUUUUCCAGAAGUUUGGUUACAAUGUUUACCUUAGUGACCAGCUGCCCCUGGACCGUUCCAUCCCAGACACGCGCCAUUCCAGGUGUCUUCAGAAGACAUAUUCUUCACAACUUCCAUCCCUCAGUGUUAUUCUCAUAUUCAUGGAUGAAGCUCUGUCCAUUAUACAACGAGCCAUCACCAGUAUCAUCAACCGGACUCCCCCUCGAUUGUUGAAGGAGAUCAUCUUAGUGGACGAUUUUAGCUCAAAUGGAGAACUGAAGGCACGCUUGGAGGAGGACAUCAAGCUUUACAACCAGAAGCAUCCGGGACUACUGAAACUAGUACGGCACAGCGAGAGGAAGGGUCUCGCUCAAGCCCGCAACACUGGCCGGGAAGAGGCCACCGCCGAUGUGGUUGCCAUCCUGGAUGCUCACAUCGAAGUGAACGUCGGCUGGGCAGAGCCCAUCCUGGCCCGGAUUCAGGAAGACCACACGGUGAUCGUGUCUCCUGUGUUUGACAACAUUCAUUUUGACACCUUUGAAGUGGAUAAGUACGCGCUGGCGGUUGAUGGCUUUAACUGGGAGCUGUGGUGCCGCUAUGAUUCACUACCAAAGGCCUGGCUUGAUCUGGACGAUGCCACUGCUCCAGUGCAGAGUCCUUCCAUCAUGGGCAUCCUGGCUGCCAAUAGGCAAUUCCUGGGGAAGAUCGGAUCUCUGGACGGUGGGAUGCUGGUCUAUGGAGGAGAGAAUGUGGAACUUAGCCUGAGGGUGUGGCAGUGUGGAGGGAGAAUCGAGGUCUUGCCCUGCACCCGGAUUGCUCACCUAGAGAGACACCACAAGCCCUAUGCCUUGGAUCUGUCUCCUGCCUUGAAGCGCAAUGCUCUCAGAGUGGCUGAAAUCUGGAUGGAUGAAUACAAAGACAUGGUCUACUUUGCCUGGAACAUACCCCUCCAGAACUCUGGAGUCGAUUAUGGAAACAUUUCUUCCAGAAUAGCACUCCGGGAGAAACUGAAAUGUAAAAGUUUUGACUGGUAUCUGAAAAAUGUUUAUCCAGCCCUGAAGCCAGUCCGCAACAUCGUGGCCUACGGAGCAAUGAAGAACUUAUUGGAAGAAAGUAUCUGCCUGGAUCAGGGACCCAUUCCAGGCAACACCCCCAUCAUGUAUGGCUGUCAUGGAUACACUCCACAGAACGUCUACUACCGUCUCUCUGGGGAGUUGUACAUCGGACCACUGAUCGCAGAGGCAAAUGUCGACGAUCGCUGCCUGACGGACCCUGGCCGUGGGGAGAAGCCCACCUUAGAGCCCUGUUCCAAGGCAGCCAAAGAUGGACUGCACAUGUAUUGGGAUUUUAAACCGCUUAUUGACAUGAUGGAUUAUACUGGUUGA